UCGUACAAGAUUGGAAGCAUUGAAGACUGAAGGAAACAUGGCUGAACAAAACAAAGAAUACACUAAAGCGUUGCAAAUGUAUGAUAAUGCACUUGACGUUGCUCAGCAGUCUCCAGAGCUGUACAAAGAAGCUGCUAUACUGUACAGCAAUAAAUCCAAUGUUCUUUAUCAAAUGAAUGAUUUUAAAACUGCUCUUACCAAUGCUGUCGCUGCAACUAACUCUGACCCUGAAUAUUCUGAGGGGUAUUAUUGGUCUGGCAAGGCACUUCUAGAUUUAGAAUCUGCAGUGGACGCUUUUCUUAUGUUUGUUGGUGGAUGUUUAAAGUCAAGGAACGACGGUGAUAAGGUGUUACUCCUUACAGAAGCUGCAAUAAUAUUAAACAGUCUUUCAGAUGUCGAUUUACAAAGCUGUUAUGAAAAGUUGCACCAGUUUAAUACAUCUGUUUGGCCGGAUGUUCUGACGCGACUCAGUCAAAGAGCAGAAUGGAAGUCCAUAGCGUACUUGAUAUUGGGCUCCAGUUUGGACGUACUUAAAUUUGGCGAAAUAAAUAUAGCUGAAAGUAUAGACCAGUUCUGUACUGGAGUGGCUGGUAAGAGUCCUACAGCUGCUGUAGAAACCAGAACAGUAUUCAAAUACUUGGAACAGCAUAAUGGAAAAUGUAUAGCUCAUUGGUUGAAUGCUACCCUAUUCGUAGUUUACUCACAUGGGGGCGAACAGACAUUGAGAAACCUGACAGUAGACGGCAGAGACUGUCCUUUACACGCUGUCACACGAUUUGUCUUACAAACAGAAAGGACUUCUCUCCUGGAAGUAUUUCCUCACCAGAGUCCAAGUUGGUGUGAUGUAAGCAGUGGGGGUGAAUCAGUAUUUCAUCUACUUGCAAAACAUUCUCCGCCUGUUCCAGUAGAUUUCCUUGUGAAAGUGACUAAAUCAAUACUUGAGAAAGGUUAUAGAGGCAUUAUGAUGACAGACGUGAAUGGUAAACUCCCGUUUGACCUCCUUGAUAUCACGUACCCGAUGAGUGUAUGCAAUGUAUUUCUUCCAAACGAUUUGCGGGAAAUAAAAAUGGAUAAAUUAAAUGACAGAGGAGUUUCAAAGACUAAACACGGUGAUUAUUGUGGAGCAAUUUUACUGUUCAGCAAGGUUAUUGACUUUUACCGACAAGAAGCUGAGAGAAAUAGCUAUCUGUAUGGAAUUAUACUUCAAAAUAGGGCCAAAAGCUAUUUACAGCAGAAAGAGUACCAAAGGGCGCUAAAUGAUGCUAACGAAAGUAUGAAUGCCUUUGAAAAUCAAGAAUCUCAUUGGAUAGCGGGCAGAGCACUGAUUUGUUUAGAGAAGUAUGGACAAGCUUGUAUAGAACUUUUAUACGCCUACGACUGUGUUACGAUAUUAAUCCAAUCGAGGAGGGCAGAUAUAGUUUCUUAUUUAGCAAAACUAUUUUCUCUACCCGCCAAACUUCACUGUAAGUGUACUUAGAUUUUGUCAAACUAUUUUCAGCAGACG
Messenger RNA from Mercenaria mercenaria, 1504 nucleotides. RefSeq lists its product as uncharacterized. The transcript has 8 exons. NCBI's taxonomy places the organism in Eukaryota, Metazoa, Mollusca, Bivalvia, Venerida, Veneridae. The record is from RefSeq and is a predicted model, not a curated record. Gene Ontology annotation, molecular function: Hsp90 protein binding. The coding region runs from base 38 to 1477 and encodes 479 amino acids.